Molecule: messenger RNA, 2303 nt
Organism: Tupaia belangeri chinensis (Chinese tree shrew)
Lineage: Eukaryota; Metazoa; Chordata; Mammalia; Scandentia; Tupaiidae
Gene: PPP2R1A
Product: protein phosphatase 2 scaffold subunit Aalpha
Exons: 16
Coding region: 103-1875 (590 amino acids)
Biological process (GO): protein dephosphorylation; chromosome segregation
Cellular component (GO): protein phosphatase type 2A complex; nucleus; cytoplasm
Molecular function (GO): protein binding; protein phosphatase regulator activity
Source: RefSeq, a predicted model, not a curated record
GGCCCCCAAGCCCGCCUUUCCUCCUCCUCCCAGCCUUCGCCCUCCUAAUCCCGUUUCAGCACGGCGCUGGCCGCAGUCUGACAGGAACGGGACCGAGCAAAGAUGGCGGCGGCCGAGGGCGGCGACUCGCUCUACCCCAUCGCGGUGCUCAUAGACGAACUCCGCAACGAGGAUGUUCAGCUUCGCCUCAACAGUAUCAAGAAGCUGUCCACCAUUGCCUUGGCCCUUGGGGUAGAGAGGACCCGAAGUGAGCUUCUGCCCUUCCUCACAGACACCAUCUACGAUGAGGAUGAAGUCCUCUUGGCCCUGGCGGAACAGCUUGGGACUUUCACCACUCUGGUUGGAGGCCCAGAAUAUGUGCACUGCCUGCUGCCACCCCUGGAGUCGCUGGCCACGGUGGAGGAAACAGUGGUACGGGACAAGGCUGUGGAGUCCUUGCGGGCCAUCUCUCAUGAGCACUCGCCCUCUGACCUGGAGGCUCAUUUCGUGCCGCUGGUGAAGCGGCUGGCGGGUGGUGACUGGUUCACAUCCCGCACCUCGGCCUGCGGCCUCUUCUCCGUCUGCUACCCCCGGGUGUCCAGUGCCGUCAAGGCAGAACUUCGACAGUACUUCCGGAACCUGUGCUCAGAUGACACCCCCAUGGUGCGGCGGGCCGCAGCCUCCAAGCUAGGGGAAUUCGCCAAAGUGCUGGAGCUAGACAAUGUCAAGAGCGAGAUCAUCCCCAUGUUCUCCAACCUGGCCUCUGACGAGCAGGACUCGGUACGGCUGCUGGCAGUGGAGGCAUGCGUGAACAUUGCUCAGCUCCUGCCCCAGGAGGAUCUGGAGGCCCUGGUGAUGCCCACCCUGCGCCAGGCUGCAGAGGACAAGUCCUGGCGUGUCCGAUACAUGGUGGCAGACAAGUUCACAGAGCUCCAGAAAGCAGUGGGGCCUGAGAUCACUAAGACGGAUCUGGUCCCUGCCUUCCAGAACCUGAUGAAGGAUUGUGAGGCCGAGGUGAGGGCCGCAGCCUCCCACAAGGUCAAAGAGUUCUGUGAAAAUCUCUCAGCCGACUGUCGGGAGAAUGUGAUCAUGACGCAGAUCCUGCCCUGCAUCAAGGAGCUGGUGUCAGAUGCCAACCAACAUGUCAAAUCAGCCCUGGCUUCAGUGAUUAUGGGCCUCUCUCCUAUCUUGGGCAAGGAUAACACCAUUGAGCACCUCUUGCCUCUCUUCCUGGCUCAGCUGAAGGAUGAGUGCCCUGAGGUGCGACUGAACAUCAUCUCCAACCUGGACUGUGUAAAUGAGGUGAUUGGCAUUCGGCAGCUGUCCCAGUCCCUGUUACCCGCCAUCGUGGAGCUGGCUGAGGACGCCAAGUGGCGAGUGCGACUGGCCAUCAUUGAGUACAUGCCCUUGCUGGCUGGGCAGCUGGGUGUAGAAUUCUUUGAUGAAAAACUCAACUCCUUAUGUAUGGCCUGGCUGGUGGAUCAUGUCUAUGCCAUCCGCGAGGCCGCCACCAGCAACCUGAAGAAGCUGCUGGUAGAGAAGUUCGGAAAAGAGUGGGCCCAUGCCACUAUCAUCCCCAAAGUCUUGGCCAUGUCUGGAGACCCCAACUACUUGCACCGCAUGACAACGCUCUUCUGCAUCAAUGUGCUGUCUGAGGUCUGUGGACAGGACAUCACCACCAAGCACAUGCUGCCCACAGUCCUGCGUAUGGCUGGGGACCCUGUCGCCAAUGUCCGCUUCAAUGUGGCCAAGUCCCUGCAGAAGAUAGGGCCCAUCCUAGACAACAGCACCCUGCAGAGUGAAGUCAAGCCCGUCCUGGAGAAGCUAACCCAGGACCAGGAUGUGGAUGUCAAGUACUUUGCCCAGGAGGCCCUGACUGUACUGUCUCUUGCCUGAUGCUGGAAGAGGAGCCAACGCCAGCCUCUGCAGUCCACCCUCCAACCCCUGCAAGUCCCUCUCUCGGGAGGAAGAAGUGGGGCAUUUGGCUGUCACUCCCUGUGCAUGGUCUGACCCCAGGCCUCUUCCCCAGCACGGUUCUUCCUCUCCCUGGCCUGGGAAGCCUACUCACUGUCCACCUCCCAGGGUACUGGGGGACACAGGUGGGACAGGGCAGUGACCCUGGGACAAAGGGGCCAUUCCAGCCCACGUGGGAGAGAGAUGUGAGCGUCCAGGGUCAUUGGCUCCUGCUGCUGUGAUGGGGAUCCCUCCCCCACUUCUCCACCCUUGCUCCCUUCCUCCCCUUCAGUCGUUAUUUUGUGUCAACUGUGCCGUUUUUAUUUUAUUCCUUUUUCCCCUUUACACAGAGAAAUAAAAGUCUAGAAAUA